CAUCACUGUUCACUACUAAUAUUGUAAGACGGAGACAACAAAUGUCGAUGUAACGUCCUCUAUAAUAUUACAAACAAUAAUUGUUAAUAGGUAUUUGGAUGUAUACAGUAUACGUGAGCUCUAAUUAUGUUAUAUUUGAAAGAUUUUGGUGCGAUAUUCUUCGACUCGAAUAACGAUAACGACAUGUGCCAAAUCGUUUACUCCGUUAUAUUAUUUAUCACUGCCAUAAUUAUGGCGAUUAUGUCACCCUACGUAGUACUCGAGUUUGAUGACUGGUCGGAAGCAUUUUCAAUGUCUAUGUCGCUGAUAAUAUGUACUACAGUGAACAUUUCUUCAUGUUUAUCAAGAAUGGUCGUUACAUACAACGUCAAGUUUAAAUAUCAAAAGUAUAAGACGACAUUGGAGGGAUUCGAAAUUUAUAUACCAACGAACACCGUCGCCUUGAAACACAUCAAGUAUUUUUCUUUCGUCGUGAUUUUCUUGUGUAUGAGUGUUAUCAUACCCAUAAAUGGCUUAAAAUUGUAUUACAUAUUUCAUAAUCACGUCAAUCCCAUUUUGAUGACGACGUAUUUUUUUUUCUAUUACAUUCACAACCUGAGCAUGGUGUGCACGGAAUUGCACUUCGCCAUCCAGUGUUUUGUGGUGUACACGAAGUUUCGAGAUAUACACGAGAAGUUAAUUCAAAUAAAUGACGAACAGAACUAUUACAACUACAAUAUACGAGUACGAUAUCCGUUUACUGUAAACCGAAUGACGCCCAAGAGGAGUGAUGCUACGUCGCCGUGUGAUAUCAUAUACGAAAAAGAUUUUUACUGUUCAAAGGCCAAAGUAAGUCCAUUGGCGAACACUAUCGAACUUUUGAGAAUUAAAUAUUGGUUAACUCGAGAAGCUGUGAAUGACCUAAAAGGUUUGUUUGGUUUUCAAAUGGGUCUGUCGAUCAUUUGCAUAGCGACAUUGACAUUAUUCGAUAUAUAUACGGAAGUAUUUUAUUCGAGGGCAUACAGUGCAUAUUAUAUACCCGUAUUUCGAUCCAAUUUUCUAUUUAUUGGGUGGAUGCUGCAAUAUACUUCAAGGAUUUGUAUCAUCGUUUUCACUGCACACACUGCAACUAAACAGGUGGUUAAAAUCAAAAAGCUUAUAGCAGAAAUGAACAACCGAUACUUAGAUUUUAGUACGAAAGAAGAGUUACACUUAUUUUAUUAUCAACUGUCAAUCUGUCCAUCGGAGUUAACCAUUUUUGAUACCUUUACUAUAAACAAUAGUAUUAUAACUUCGGCGAUUGCUGCUGGGUCAACAUACAUCCUAAUAUUAGUACAAAUUCAUUCUGAAAAAUAAAUUUAUUUGGAAUACAUUUUUAGAUGAAUCUAUUUAUACAAAAUUAUAUUAAAUACACAUAAUAUGCAAAAUGUUAUUAUUGUUAAAUGUUUAUAUGAUAUACUUUUUUUCUUAACUGAGUAAUUUUAUUGUUUUUGUUUUUAAUACUUUUAAUACAAUAAACAUUAUAGUUAAUAAAAACUACAAAAAAAUAUAACCAAAUUAAAUCCGA
This is a messenger RNA of Metopolophium dirhodum (rose-grain aphid), 1546 nucleotides long. RefSeq lists its product as uncharacterized. Gene Ontology annotation, cellular component: neuronal cell body; dendrite; axon. Gene Ontology annotation, biological process: sensory perception of taste. The record is from RefSeq and is a predicted model, not a curated record. The transcript is spliced from 5 exons. Lineage: Eukaryota; Metazoa; Arthropoda; Insecta; Hemiptera; Aphididae. The coding region runs from base 127 to 1335 and encodes 402 amino acids.